Molecule: messenger RNA, 2726 nt
Organism: Arabidopsis lyrata subsp. lyrata
Lineage: Eukaryota; Viridiplantae; Streptophyta; Magnoliopsida; Brassicales; Brassicaceae
Product: DNA repair helicase XPB1
Exons: 18
Coding region: 222-2528 (768 amino acids)
Biological process (GO): transcription initiation at RNA polymerase II promoter; nucleotide-excision repair
Cellular component (GO): transcription preinitiation complex; transcription factor TFIIH holo complex; nucleotide-excision repair factor 3 complex
Molecular function (GO): ATP binding; hydrolase activity; 3'-5' DNA helicase activity
Source: RefSeq, a predicted model, not a curated record
AAUAAUCUUCUUCCUCCGCUUUAAACGAGUCACCGACUCGAUACAGAAAUCCGAAUUCGCCGGAGACGCAGCGAAUAUCUUACAACGGGUAAUUUUCACGACGCCGGUUGUCUUCCCUCCGUCGUACAAUUUAGGUCAUCUGCGUAGUCAAGAAUUGAAAAUACAAGAGACAAUCUCUAAAAUCGAUUCGAUUAAGAGGAGCGAAAAAGAAGAAGAUCAAUAUGGGAAACGGUGAAAGAGGACGAGCGACGAAGAAGAUGAAGUACGGUGGGAAGGAUCAUCAAAAGAUGAAGAACAUCCAAAACGUUGAAGAUUACUAUGACGAAGCUGAUGAGGAUUCUCGUGAUGGUGAAGGAGAGGAGAAGAAGAGAGAUUUUACUGAAUUGGAGUUGAAGCCAGAUCAUGGAAAUAGGCCCUUGUGGGCUUGUGCUGAUGGAAGGAUUUUCUUGGAGACGUUUUCUCCUCUCUAUAAACAAGCUUAUGAUUUUCUUAUCGCCAUUGCUGAACCCGUUUGCAGGCCUGAGUCAAUGCACGAGUAUAGUUUAACCCCACACUCGUUGUAUGCUGCUGUUUCCGUUGGUCUUGAGACAGAAACUAUCAUCUCUGUUUUAAAUAAGCUGUCUAAGACUAAGCUACCCAAUGAGAUCAUUGAUUUUAUCCAUGCUUCUACUGCUAAUUAUGGGAAAGUGAAGCUGGUAUUGAAGAAGAAUCGGUAUUUUAUUGAAUCCCCAUUCACGGAGGUGUUGAAAAGGCUUCUCAGUGAUGAUACUAUAAAUCGAGCUAGACUUUCUUCUGAGCCAUAUUAUGGUGGUGAUGGAUUUACGAUCGGCAAAACAAGUGGUGAACUUGAAGCAGGACCUGGGGAGCUGUUGAAUGAAGCAGAAUUGGCAGCAGCUUCGGAAGAGAAAGAAACUCAUUCAUUUGAGGUAGACCCUGCACAGGUGGAGAAUGUGAAGCAGCGUUGCUUACCAAAUGCCUUGAAUUACCCUAUGUUAGAGGAAUAUGACUUCAGGAACGACAAUGUUAAUCCUGAUCUUGACAUGGAACUGAAGCCCCAUGCACAACCAAGGCCAUACCAGGAAAAAAGUUUGAGCAAAAUGUUUGGAAACGGACGAGCAAGAUCUGGGAUUAUAGUGUUGCCUUGUGGUGCUGGUAAAUCUCUAGUUGGUGUUUCUGCAGCGGCUCGUAUAAAGAAGAGUUGUCUUUGUUUGGCAACGAAUGCUGUCUCGGUGGAUCAAUGGGCCUACCAAUUUAAGUUGUGGUCUACUAUAAGAGAUGACCAAAUAUGCCGUUUCACUUCUGAUAGUAAAGAACGAUUCCGUGGAAAUGCUGGUGUUGUUGUGACAACCUAUAAUAUGAUUGCCUUUGGUGGUAAACGAUCUGAAGAAGCAGAGAAGAUUAUAGAAGAAAUGAGAAACAGAGAGUGGGGGUUGCUGCUUAUGGACGAGGUGCAUGUGGUUCCAGCUCAUAUGUUUAGGAAAGUUAUCAGUAUCACAAAAUCUCACUGCAAGCUGGGACUUACAGCCACCCUUGUGAGAGAAGACGAAAAGAUUACAGAUUUGAACUUCCUCAUUGGCCCGAAACUAUAUGAAGCCAAUUGGCUAGAUUUAGUUAAAGGAGGCUUUAUUGCAAAUGUUCAGUGUGCUGAAGUAUGGUGUCCUAUGACCAAAGAGUUUUUUGCAGAAUAUCUGAAGAAAGAGAACUCCAAGAAAAAACAGGCGCUUUAUGUCAUGAACCCUAACAAGUUCAGAGCCUGUGAAUUUUUGAUACGUUUCCAUGAACAACAACGUGGGGAUAAAAUCAUCGUCUUUGCAGACAAUCUUUUUGCACUUACAGAGUAUGCAAUGAAACUCCGGAAACCGAUGAUUUAUGGUGCAACCAGCCAUAUCGAACGAACCAAAAUUCUCGAGGCAUUUAAAACCAGUAAAGACGUGAACACUGUCUUCUUGUCAAAGGUUGGUGAUAACUCUAUAGAUAUCCCUGAAGCGAAUGUGAUUAUCCAGAUUUCGUCACAUGCUGGUUCUAGACGUCAAGAGGCUCAACGUUUGGGUCGUAUCCUUAGGGCUAAGGGUAAACUUGAAGACAGAAUGGCCGGUGGAAAAGAAGAGUACAAUGCAUUCUUCUACUCACUUGUUUCUACUGAUACACAGGAAAUGUAUUAUUCAACGAAAAGACAGCAGUUUUUGAUCGACCAAGGUUAUAGCUUCAAGGUAAUAACAAGCCUCCCACCUCCGGACGCGGGGUCAAGCUUGGGCUACCACAGUCAAGAAGAACAGUUGUCUCUUCUCGGAAAGGUGUUGAAUGCUGGAGACGAUUUGGUUGGUUUAGAGCAACUCGAAGAAGACACAGACGGAAUGGCUCUACAAAAGGCGCGACGAAGCAUGGGAUCGAUGAGUGCAAUGUCCGGUGCAAAGGGAAGGGUCUACAUGGAAUACAACUCAGGCCGUCACAAAUCCGGUCAACAGGUAAAGAAACCUAAAGACCCAACCCAACGACACCAAAUGUUCAGAAAACGUUAUGGCAAAUGAAGAAACCUAAACGAAGACACCCGAUCUUAAAAGACCGUUAACAUUUGAUAUUUGUAUUAUUAUGUGAAUUGACUAAUUGAUCUUAGAAAGGUCUUUAAUUUUUGAAAAUCAUUUUGUUAUCGUCAAUGUCAGCUGAACCAAAAUUGAAUUCAAAAGUCUACAAGAAUAUUGGCUUUUUGUAGCGGCCGAAAAACGCUA